Molecule: messenger RNA, 534 nt
Organism: Guillardia theta CCMP2712
Lineage: Eukaryota; Cryptophyceae; Pyrenomonadales; Geminigeraceae
Exons: 1
Coding region: 1-534 (177 amino acids)
Source: RefSeq, a predicted model, not a curated record
AUGCCCGACAUGUGCUUCAACAGCGUGGUGAUGUGUGCCGCAAGUGUUGUGAGAGCGCGAUCCUUUGAAACAUUUCUCAAGGGGCUUCAACCGGACGACGACAUAGGAGUGUUUGGGCACUUCUUGCCACGUCCAGCUUCGGCUGAUUGGCACCUUUGGAGCAUUCUGAACUGGGGCACCAAGUGGGAUGUCUCAGAUCCCAAAUGGGAACGCACCAACCUUUCCUUUCAUCUGAAGUUUGAAACUGCAUGGUCCCCACCAGUUCCCUUCUACAAAUUCCUUGAAUCUGCUGCUGGCGGUGACUGGAUAAUUGAUGCCACUUUUCAUUCUUCUGCGGAGCAGGUUGUUGGACGCUACGCCUGUGGAUCCCAGAAGACCUGGAAAUACACUUUCCAGGACCCGGCGUGGCGGGUCAGACUGCCUAACAAGCUUGUUGACGAAGCUGAGCUAGACCGCGAGUAUGCAGAAUGGCUCGAAUGGAAAGAGAGCUGUAGAAAGCAAGAUCAUGUCAGUAGACGUCUGUCAUUGGAGUAA